Messenger RNA from Orbilia oligospora ATCC 24927, 1020 nucleotides. RefSeq lists its product as uncharacterized. The transcript has 2 exons. Lineage: Eukaryota; Fungi; Ascomycota; Orbiliomycetes; Orbiliales; Orbiliaceae. The record is from RefSeq and is a predicted model, not a curated record. Bases 1 to 1020 code for a protein of 339 amino acids.
AUGGCACCUACUCUUCCAAUUGUUAUUUACCACUAUGUCUUUUCUCCGGUUGGCAAGCGGAUAAUUUGGUACAUGACAUUGCGAAAUAUUCCAUAUACGCACUGUCUGCAACCUUUGGCUCUACCUCGUCCAGACAUUGCCCAAAUCGGUGUCUCCUAUCGUCGUAUCCCCGUCCUUGCAAUCGGACGGGAUGUAUACCUUGACUCCCGCCUGAUAAUGCGCAAACUUGAAGAACUCUAUCCACCCAGUGCGGCUCAUCCAUCACUCUCCGGGACGACAGGCGAUCAAAAGGCCAUUGAACGGCUUCUGGAUGUUUUAAUGUCCGAUAGCGGUAUAUUUGACAAAGCAAUCCAACUCCUCCCUCUAGACUUCCCACCCCUUUCAGAUCCCGAAUUCCUUAAAGAUCGUGCAGAGCUAGCGGGAAUCGUUCCCGGAAAGACACCACCACCUCAGUCGGCACCUGGACCGGAUCCAAAACUUCGAAGACCCAUAGCCGCAGCAGAACUUCGAGAUGCGAUGGAGAUACUCGAGACUACGCUUCUCGCUGACGGUAGGGACUGGGUUUUGAAGACCGAUAGACCCAUGUUGGCAGAUAUUGAAGCCGUGUGGUUGUUCGAAUGGAUGGUUUCUAUGGAUUGUUUCUCACCGGAGCUCAUCAAUUCCAACCAAUUCCCAAAGAUCCUUGCAUGGAUUGAUAGGUUGUCCAAAUUAGUUGCUGAAAAGGCUAAAGAAUCACCGGCAGAGGAGGUUAAUGGUGAUAUAGCAGCUGCGACGAUUUUUAACUCAGGAUAUGCAGAAGAAGAGGGGAUUGUGGAAGAAAAAGAAGCUGUGGUUGCAGUCCAAGGGUUGAAGAAAGGUGAUUUGGUCAAUGUCUAUCCGACUGAUAAUGGGUGUCUUCAUAAGGAUACGGGGGCACUUGUGAGUUUGAAUAGUAAGGAGGUUGUGAUCAAUGUGGAAGGGAAGAAUGGAAAGAUCAGGGUCCAUGCGCCUCGACAUAAGUUUGCGAUUGAAGCUGUGUAG